Molecule: messenger RNA, 1186 nt
Organism: Exaiptasia diaphana
Lineage: Eukaryota; Metazoa; Cnidaria; Anthozoa; Actiniaria; Aiptasiidae
Product: adenosine receptor A3-like
Exons: 1
Coding region: 1-1017 (338 amino acids)
Biological process (GO): G protein-coupled receptor signaling pathway
Cellular component (GO): membrane
Molecular function (GO): G protein-coupled receptor activity
Source: RefSeq, a predicted model, not a curated record
AUGAAUCUAACGACGCAUAACCCCAUAACUUGUCCUUACGUAAAGAGCAACAUGUGGUAUAUCGAAUAUUUGACAAACGUCUACAUUGCAAAUUGUGUUCUGAACGGCGCAUUUGCAAUGGUGGCAAUUGUCGGCAAUUCAAUCGUGCUGUACGCAGUAUACAAGACUCCUACCCUCCACAAGCCAUCAACAUUCCUUCUAUGCAAUCUCGCAAUCACUGACCUUGCAGUUGGUCUACUUGUGCAACCGCUUUAUACUGCUUACAAGAUAACUGAGAUGUCGGGCAUACAAGCUUUCUCCUGCUACAGUGGUUUGCUUGUGAACAUGUUCGCCAACUUAUUCUCGGGGAUGUCAUUCAUCACCGUCACCUGUAUCUGUGUGGACAGAUAUCUUGCUUUAUUUCUGCACCUACGAUACGCUACGGUCGUCACYUCUCGAAGGGUCUUCAUAGUGUUGAUGUUUCUUUGGGUUUUCAGUAGCUUAGUAGUAACGUUUUAUCCAUGGAAAGUUUCUAUAGCUAUUGGUUGUGGUAUUGUAAUUGUCAUUACCUGUCUUACAGUGUCAUCUUUAACUUUCUUGAAAAUCAAUAGCAUUGUUAGAAAACACAAGAGACAAAUCCGCCAAGCUACCGCCCAUAACCACACCACGUCCAAUCUCCAGGAAUUUCACCUUCCUAAGUACUUAAAAUCGGUCUUUACCAUCGGAUAUGUGCACAUUCUUAUGUUUAUUUGCUACCUUCCUUAUAUGCUUACMCUAUCAUCUCGCCUGGUCGUAGGAAUAACCAAGGAAUAUAAGCUAGCACUUAAUAUAACAACGACAAUUAUCUACAUCAACUCUGCAAUCAAUCCAGCCCUCCAUUCAUUUCGGGUGAGAGAGUUUAGAGCCGCUUUGCUCCGUGUGAUCGGGAGAAAGCUUGACCAAAAUGCAUACAUCUCUGCAUCAAUAGCAAAAGCUCCAAGUAGCUCAGAACCCAGGGCUUUAUGCCGCUUAUCCUUCAAUCCGCCAUUGACGAAAUAACGAGGAUCCUGUGAAAAUGUCAUUCCACAGGGUGACCGCCAUCCUCGGGAAAGAGUGAGGAACGAACGACAGAAUAUUAACCCUGGGUUCCCGAGGAUGGGUGUUCGCCUGCUCCAUGGAGAUUCGACAUGGAUUAAUUUCAGUUCCAAAAGAUAGUUAUCACUAAAAA